AAACGUGCGCUGUCCCCGUUUCAACGGACCAGUUGAUUCCUAUUGAACGCAGAGAGCGGCUUGUCAAUACGCAGCCUUAAAUACGUUGACCAGCCAGGAACAGCGGCAAAGGCGGAGGAGGGGGGAGAAGCGACGGAAAGAGCCUUCUUCAGAGGAUAAUAUUCUUCACACGAAUUUCUUUCUUUCCACUGGAAUAACUCGUCUUGUGUAGAAUCUGCCGCUCUAACUCAUGAGGCGGCACAGAGACGUUAUAUAAAGCGAAUAACGGACAGAGAUGAGACCGUACGUUACAGCAUAGCGGCACAAUAACCGCAUGUGCUGACUGGGCUUGGCGCUUAAGGGGCGACAGAAACCGUCAGACCUCCACUUGAAUUCGGUGAUGUAUGUGUGCUUCAUCACGUUUUGUGUUAAUUUAUUCAAGAAGCGAGCUAGCUUGGGGAGCUGCUGCCAAUGCUGGUCCAUUCACUAUUGUGUACGUUUGAUUUAACCUAGCAAGGCGGCUAACCAGGACGCGCUUCUGCCGCUGACGAUCCCGUGUGCGUAGCGGAAUGAUGGUCAGAAGAAACCUCCAACAGACAGGCGCUAAUGGCUCAGAUUAAUUGUCAAUUUAGUAAUUGGUUUGUAUGAUUAUCAAAUCUCGCCACAAAGGCGGUGUGUCUGGUUAGACCUGGUGGGCCCUGCUAUCAUUCAUAAAACUAUCCUUAACGCGAAGAAUGGGCCCAUGUCGUAGUGUGGAAAACAAAGAAUUAGGCUACUGAAGAGAGUAAGCUGGUUAGAUAAGCUUGUUUUAUCGUUUUUAGGUGAGCUAGCAAGCUGGUUGACGGAUUAGUCACACAGCCUGGACUGAACUGCUCCCCGGACUCGCUCUGUCCCUCGGUUGGAGUUAUUUCCCCCCCGGUUUCCACGUUUUUCUUGUCUCUGCGCCGCACCACAAUGAGCAGUCAAACCGGAGACGCCGGGUCGCUUGAAGUGGAGCCCAUGCCGGGGUACUUGGACCUCAUCACCAGAGCCUCCUCGGUCAUGCUGCGCGCAUGGAGGGACUGUAGCACUUGCGGUCUGGAGCUCUCCAAACGGACUCUCCUGGAUAACGCUUACAUUACCUGGACGGAAAUCGCCCUGUUCUUUUUUUGCGCCUUUUUGUGGACGCAGGUCAGGCGGGGACUGACAGAAAGUCUGUUUAAGCCUCUAGCACAGUGGUGUAGGCUGCUGCCCAAAGAUGCUGCCAAGAUGCCGGAGAGUACGUGGAAGCUGGUCUUCUACACCAUGUCAUGGUCCUACAGCACCUACCUGCUCUUCUUCACCUCCUACUCCUUUUUCCAUGACCCGCCCUCUGUCUUCUACAACUGGAAGAGCGGUAUGCCAGUGCCUACAGAUAUCGCCAUCGCCUACCUGAUCCAGGGCAGCUUCUAUGGCCACUCCAUCUAUGCUACAGUCUACAUGGACGCAUGGAGGAAGGACUCUGCUGUCAUGGUGGUGCACCACAUCAUCACACUGGCACUCAUUUGCUUCUCCUACGCUUUCAGGUACCACAACGUAGGGAUCCUGGUGUUGUUCCUCCACGAUAUCAAUGACAUCCAGCUGGAGUUCACCAAGCUCAACGUUUACCUGAAGUCCAGAGGUGGAGGCUAUUACCUGCUCAAUGAUAUUUUGUCCAACAUGGGCUCCGUCAGCUUCAGCAUCACUUGGUUCUGGUUCCGUCUCUACUGGUUCCCUCUCAAAGUGCUGUACGCCACAUGUGUGUCCAGCCUUCAGUCUGUGCCCAACAUCCCCUUCUACUUCUUCUUUAAUGCUCUUCUCCUCGCCCUGCUGCUCAUGAACAUCUACUGGUUCCUGUUCAUUGUUAUUUUCGUAGUGAAGGUGCUAAAGAUGAAGGAGGUAAAUGACGUCAGAGAGUACGAGGAUGAGGAUGGCAACAAGACAGCAGCAGGCCUGCACAGAAACCCUCAGGCAGCAAACAACGAAGAUGAUGCUGGACAUCACAACUCUGCCCAGGGGAAGCACGUGCAAAACGGGGUCACCAAGGAGAAACAUCUAUAACGGGCUCUCCGUCGCCACCACCAGGCACUAGGCUACAAGUACAAGCAAGACAAGACGCCUUCCUGGGAUGGCUCGCGCUCAAAACGUGGCUCUGAAGGGAAGAGUGUCACAAAAAGAAAAGGAAAGAAAAUACAAAGUUAGGGCGCAAUGAGUUUUUAUUCCUUUUAUUUGUUUUAGACCAUUUCAUUUCAUCGCUGUCAUUUUGUUUUCGGUCUUGUUUUUAUUAGAGCACUGUGAAUGUUAUUUCAGGUGACCUUUGUCUUAUUGUUGAUAACUUUACAUUCGAUAGAUUCAGUAGAAACAAACCAGUUUGAGUGAGACUUGGACUGUGAUUGUCACGUACAGUAGUGCAGGGUGUCAUAUUCAUCACUAUCACCCUUAACAGCAGCACAACACCCAGACAAGAACAAGGUUUAGACCUGUGGGUCUGUAGACAUUUAGACCUGCAGUAACCUGCAGUAACAGACAAUAUGCUGAUUCAGUAGGGGUGAGCUGCGUUUGCCAUCAGUCAAAUAUAAUCAAUUCCUUUCCUCCUCACCCCUUUUCAAACUCCGUCCAUUUUCUCUGAUUCAAGACAUGAGGAGAAGAGGAUAAAAAAAUAAAAAAAUAAAAAAUCGAAUCAGAGGGAAACAUUACAUUGUUCCGAGUACUGCUCUUCGGGCUGCAGUGAUGCCGGAGAGCUUGUCUAGCAUUGUCUGGUGCUGUUUCACCACAUGUAUUGAUUUUCAUAUCAUUGCACAAGUCAGUGGUGGCGACCGCAUAGCUGUGGCCCCCCUGCGUCCAUUAGUUUGAAUUGAACAGCCACAUUGAUGUGUGUGCGUGUGUGUGUGUGUGUGUGUGUGUGUGUUUGUGUUUGUGUGUGUGUGUUAGGUGUUACAGGAUGGGGAGAGUAUGGAUGUAGCCGAGUCUUUUAAACUCACAACAUUUCACCUCUCAGUUUCUCUUUUACUGAUGAUCAACAGACAUUUCAAUAUUCACUUGGCAUUCCUGUACGGAAAAAGUUUUCUUUUCUUUUUUCUUUUUUCUUUUUUCUUUUAUUGGCCCUUCCCCAGUGUGUGUUGCAAAGCAUCUGUUGCUGCACUGACAUGAAGGCAUACAAGCUGAUUGCUGGUUUAAUGACAGCAAAUAGCUAGAAUUGAUUGACUGGGUUUAAGUGUCAUCCUCAUGAUUUAAUUUGUUAAAACCGAUAUGGAUCUGAAUUACCUUUAUAACCAGUUCAUGGGUGGUGGCGGCUAUCAGGUUCACAGGAAAUCAGAACAGUAGCCCAGAAUUUGUGUAAAGAUAAAAAUCAGUAUGAUUUAAAAAAAAAAAAACAAUAUGUAUGCACACAUUAUGGUAUUCAGGAAUGCAUGACAUCGGAAUGAUUUUGGAAAUAUGCUAUGAAAUUGUCUUACAAACAAACAAUGAAGAAAAAAACUAACUAUGUAAUCAUAAUGUCUUUAUAAAUGUCUAAAAUUCAUCCUAAAAGUGAUAUUUUUUGAAGCAGCAGUGACCACUGAACACACAUAGUGUUGGCAGACAAAUACAUACAAACCAGUGGGUGACAAAACCUUCUUGUGGCAUUUAAAUGCGGAGAAGGAAUGAUACCGAAGUCUAUUUUGUCCUAAGAAAACCCACAUAUGGGAAGAUGUUAAAACUACACUGAAAGGGAACUAUUUCAUUUGACUGCUUUACCUGUAUCCCACUGCUUUACUAUACGUGUGUUUAGUGGAAAACAGCUGCUGCACCUGUAGAAAAUAAGGGAUAUUUCUAUUUCUUCCUACCUUCUCGAUCAAAUUCAAGCUUGUUUUGAUGAACAGCAUGCUUGUACUGCUGGAGCAGGCCGCAGAUGACGUCUGUCCGUAGGAGAAGCGUCCGUUCUGUUUUAGUUUAUUUUUGUCUUCCAUGAUCCCCACAUCAGCAACUUGGGGCGUUGAAACUAACUUUUUAUUUUACAUUCAGCUAUCAUUAUUAUUAUUGCUGUAGUUCAAUUUAUAAUUGUUGAUUUGUUUUGGAAUUGCUGCUGUUUUUUUUUGGUUUUUUUUCCUCUGAGAGCACUGCUUGUAUUCCAGUUGUUGUUUUUCUGCUGUGUAUGAAUCGCUGAUAGUCUGUUCAGAUCAGAUAUUUCCAGGGACCAGGGAGAGCUGUUUGUUCAUCUACAUUACGAACAUUUAGAUUUAGUAUCAGAUCUCUUCCUUUUAAUCUGAAUGCUGGCUCACGCCCGUUUUACUGUAGUCUUUACACAUCUGUACUGUAAGUAACAUGCUUUAUCAGACAUGUUGCUGUGUGUAAUAUAUCAGAUGUUCAGAGUCCCGUGGCUGACUGACUUUACUAGCAUGGUGUUCUGUGACCUCUGAGGUCCUGCCUGCUCAACUGUGAGACUAGAGCAUCCAUAGUUUGCUGAUAUCUUUUGUUAUAUGAUGACAGGUGACAGGUGAGUGAAGUUUGCAGUAACCCCACAAAGAACUGUGAUCUGGAUUAGGUGCAACUCAUCCCAAAAAUCUGGUAUGGUACUAUGUGCAAAAGGUGCACCUACAAUUUCUCCACCUCUCUCCCACUGUGUCGUACUAUAAACGUGAUGUGUGAGUAACUACUACUAGGGGUGGGCAGUAUGAUAAUGUAAAGCCUACAAUAAGUUUCUGCUAUAACAUAUUACCAUAUUUGUUUUUGUAUCUUUGCAAAUUUGAGCAUUUCUCAUUCGAUUUUCGAUGCAAGAGAAAACUUUGAAUUCCCACACACUGUCAGCACUGAGUUUAUUUGAGAUAUGUGUCCUGAUGGAUGCCCCACAAUGUCCAUGACUAAAAUGUAUCUCUAAUAACCUCAGUGUGUAUGAAUUCAACCUUUUCUUUCACAUGAAAGUAUUUCCUACACACCUGUCUACAGGUGAUCCAACUGAAAUUUGUCAUAUUACCCUGUGUAUAAAUAUUACAUGAAGUUACAUGUAUUGUGAAGGGGAAUUUAUCCAUAUUGCUCACCCCUAACUUUUAUCCAGAACUGACAAAACUAUCUGGAAAUUGAAGGAAGAUUUAGAUUGUCAGUUUAUUUUUCUUUCUGACUGGAUUUGGCUAAUUCUUAUUAAAAUGUUUGACAUUGGCAGUUUGACAGUUCAGGUUGUCUUUGGUUUAAGUUGUUGGAAAGAUGUUGCCUGUGAAGCUCACUCAGUCAGACAACUCACCUGGGGAAGAUUUAUUCUGGGAAUGUAUUCUUCAGAGUUGAUAUUUGAUGUCACUCUCCAUUUGCAUACACUAAGCUCAGCACAGAGAAUCAGGGAGUGGCGAUAUGUUUGCAAACCGAGUAGUAAAACAGCAGCGAUCACUGGACCACCUGACUGCAAAGGUCGCAGCGUGUAGAAUAUCAUACAUUUGGUGUCCUGGUUCUGACCUCGUCACUCCCUGUUAGCAUACACUAAGCUCAGCGCUGAGAAAAUCAGGGAGUGACUGUAAAAAAUGACGAAUCAGUAAACUAGUGUAACUGAUAGGAACACCUUAAUGCAAAAGCUGUAGUAGAUUCGUGUAGCAGUGAGUAGAGUAUGAUGUAGUUGGUGUCCAGGCUCUGACCUUGUCACUCCCCAUUUGCAUACACUAAAAUCAGCACAGAAAAGAUCAGGGAGUGACGAUAAAACUAAGCAGCAACUUUAUUGAAAAGGCUGUGUUGGAUGUUUUGUACUAAAUAUGACGAAGUUGUCUGUCUGAACCGACUCGCAGGCUCCACACCAUUAUGACACAAAAUAUCUCCCAUCAGUGUCGAUUGUGCCAAAAUGUCCACCCAAAUUAAGAAGCAAGUGUUUGUGGGAGCUGGUGAUGAGUGAAGAGGAGAGCUAGCAGAGACUGACGGGCGGAAAAGCCCUGCAGGUAUUUCUUAUAAAUUGCACUGUAAUUUAUUAGUAUUAUUUUUAUUGUUCAUUAGUAGAUCAAAUUUAGAAAAGGGAAAGGAGAAUUUGGGAAUUUUUAUGACUUUCUGGGAAGAAUCAUUAACCAAAUCUUUCAUUAAAAGUGUAUUUUAAUGAUACAUAUUUUUUGGACCACUGAUAUAAACUGUAAGCUGUACAAAUUGCCCCAUUUUUUUUUUUCCAAGCUCUUUUAAAAUUUGAUCACUUUCUAAAUUCAGACCACUUGAUAAAGACUUGCUCUUUUGUAAUACAAUUUUAAUACCAUUCAGCCAAUGUUAUCGUUUCAUUAUUUUCCCCAUAAAAUAAAACAUGUCAGUAAACAAGA
This is a messenger RNA of Seriola aureovittata, 6230 nucleotides long. It is a transcript of the gene cers1, whose product is annotated as ceramide synthase 1. Gene Ontology annotation, biological process: ceramide biosynthetic process. The record is from RefSeq and is a predicted model, not a curated record. Gene Ontology annotation, molecular function: sphingosine N-acyltransferase activity. NCBI's taxonomy places the organism in Eukaryota, Metazoa, Chordata, Actinopteri, Carangiformes, Carangidae. The coding region runs from base 934 to 2037 and encodes 367 amino acids. Gene Ontology annotation, cellular component: membrane. The transcript is spliced from 7 exons.